AUGCCUAACGGGGCCGCCGCCCCUGGUCCAGGUUCCUCCACGAAGGUCGGAGUGGAGAGAUCCGCCACGAGCGACGAGAUCCGGCACCGCGCGGCCGACGCCAUCGUCCAAGCCCGCCGUCGACCGAUCCCGCCGCCGCUGGGAUCCCGCAUGCUGCCGGGAGUCCCACACCCAUGGAUCUGGGCACCCGUGCACCGCCGCGAGUCCGCCGCCUCUGGGAUCCGCCACACCAUCGGGAGGGCCGCACCCGCGGAUCAGGACGCCCGCGCCACCGCGGAUCCGGGAACGAGACGAGAGACCCUCCGCCACCACCGUCGCAUGCACGGGCUUUGCCCGACGCCGACCAUCGGCAGCGGCGGAGGGGGAGAAGGGCGCGAGAGGGACCACACACACACACACACAGUGUGGUCAGUGUUUCCACCGUCGGCGUCGGCGUCGUCUAGGGCUCUGUCAACCACGGCGUCGUCUAGGGCUCCGUCAAGCUCCGUGAAGCUCGGCAUCCUCAAGUUCAAAUUGCGUGCGAGCGCUGCGGCCGCGGCUAGCAGCGCCAGCGCCGGCGACGGGAAGGUGGUGACGAGGAAGGAGCCAACGACGGGCGCGUGGAAGAUCGAGUACUCCAGCGAGAAGCCGGAGACGCCGCUGCUCGACACCAUCAACUACCCCGUCCACAUGAAAAACCUCUCCACCACGGACUUGGAGCAGCUGUCUGCGGAGCUGCGGGCGGAGAUCGUGCACACGGUGUCCAAGACCGGCGGCCACCUGAGCGCGAGCCUGGGGGUGGUGGAGCUCUCGGUGGCGCUCCACCACGUGUUCGACACGCCAGAGGACAAGAUCAUCUGGGACGUCGGCCACCAGGCCUACCCGCACAAGAUCCUCACGGGCCGCCGGUCGCGGAUGCACACCAUCCGCAAGACCUCCGGCCUCGCCGGGUUCCCCAAGCGCGAUGAGAGCGCGCACGACGCAUUCGGCGUCGGGCACAGCUCCACGAGCAUCUCCGCGGCGCUCGGUAUGGCCGUUGCCCGCGACCUCCAGGGCAAGAAGAACCACGUCAUCUCCGUGAUCGGAGACGGCGCCAUGACUGCCGGACAGGCCUACGAGGCCAUGAACAACUCCGGCUUCCUCGACUCCAACAUGAUCGUCGUCCUCAAUGAUAACAAGCAGGUCUCUCUCCCGACCGCCACCCUUGAUGGUCCCUCCAAGCCCGUGGGCGCACUCAGCAAGGCGCUCACCAAGCUCCAGUCCAGCACCAAGUUCCGGCGGCUUCGGGAGGCCGCCAAGACCAUCACCAAGCAGAUCGGCGGCUCGACGCACGAGGUGGCCGCCAAGGUUGAUGAGUACGCGCGUGGCAUGAUCAGUGCCUCGGGAUCAACGCUCUUCGAGGAGCUCGGGCUCUACUACAUCGGCCCUGUCGACGGUCACAGCCUCGAGGACCUCGUCACCAUCUUCGAGAAGGUCAAGUCCAUGCCGGCGCCCGGGCCCGUGCUCAUCCACAUCGUGACGGAGAAAGGGAAGGGGUACCCACCGGCGGAGGCCGCCGCCGACAAGAUGCACGGCGUGGUCAAGUUUGACCCGACCACGGGGAAGCAGUUCAAGACCAAGAGCCCCACGCUGUCGUACACGCAGUACUUCGCUGAGUCGCUAAUUCGGGAGGCGGAGGGGGACGACAAGGUGGUGGCGAUCCAUGCAGCCAUGGGAGGCGGCACGGGGCUUAACUACUUCCAGAAGCGGUUCCCGGAACGGUGCUUCGACGUGGGCAUUGCGGAGCAGCACGCCGUGACUUUCGCUGCGGGGCUCGCCGCCGAGGGGAUGAAACCGUUCUGUGCCAUCUACUCGUCGUUCCUGCAACGAGGGUACGACCAGGUGGUGCACGACGUGGACCUGCAGCGGCUGCCGGUGCGCUUCGCCAUGGACAGGGCGGGACUCGUCGGCGCAGACGGCCCUACCCACUGCGGCGCGUUUGACGUGACAUACAUGGCAUGCCUGCCCAACAUGGUGGUCAUGGCACCUGCCGACGAGGCGGAGCUCAUGCACAUGGUCGCCACCGCCAACGCCAUCGACGAUCGGCCAAGCUGUUUCCGCUUCCCCCGCGGCAACGGCAUUGGCGCCGUGCUUCCUCUCAACAACAGAGGCACCCCCAUUCAGGUAGGCAAGGGGAGGGUACUCGUCAGCGGCAACAGGGUAGCCCUGCUAGGAUAUGGCACCAUGGUGCAGGCCUGCCUGAAGGCGGCGGAGGCGCUGAAGGAGCAUGACUUGUUCAUCACCGUCGUGGACGCCCGCUUCUGCAAGCCGCUGGACACGGAGCUCAUCCGUGAGCUCGCUGCCGAGCAUGAGAUCCUCAUCACCGCCGAGGAGGGCUCCAUCGGAGGCUUCGGCUCCCACGUGGCGCACUACCUCAGCCUCAACGGCCUCCUCGACGGCCCCCUCAAGCUGAGAUCGAUGUUCCUGCCGGACCGAUACAUUGACCACGGCGCCGCGGAGGACCAGAUGGAGGCGGCCGGGCUGACGCCGAGGCACAUCGCCGCCACGGUGCUGUCCCUGGUGGGUCGGCCAGUGGAGGCGCUCCGCCUCAAGUGAAUCAAUCAACCAACCAGCAUGUGUUAGGGUUACACACCCACGUUCACAAUAUGGCAAGUGCUACGGGUCGGCUGCCGCGCAUGCCGCCAUGGUAGUUUUGUCGAUGAUUCCGGGAGGAGCCAGUCCUGUCAGUUCGUUGGCGCAGGUGGUUCUUUUACGUAAAAAAACAAAAAAAAAUCCUUGGAACGGUUCGACAAUGCUACGAUACUAGGUGGCUGGAGAUGCCAUGCUAAUGUCCUUCAGUCCGCAUGUUCCAAUGCUUCCAAGUGCAGAGCAUAUACAAUUGAAGCCUUGCUUUGAGCCGGUGGACAGAUGCUCCUUCCGUCCCAUAAUAUAAGAUGGUCUUGCGAGCUAAAACAGCUUGCCAAAGCGUCUUAUAUUAUGGGAUGGAGGAAGUACAUACAUAUGUUAUUCCUUUGGGUUUUGUACAGAUGGUUAUUGAACAUGCAUAUUAAUUAAUCAGA
Molecule: messenger RNA, 3038 nt
Organism: Aegilops tauschii subsp. strangulata
Lineage: Eukaryota; Viridiplantae; Streptophyta; Magnoliopsida; Poales; Poaceae
Source: RefSeq, a predicted model, not a curated record